GUCGCGUUUCUGACGUUUCUCACCUAUACGCUAAGCGAUCCAUCGCACAUUCUAACCCCACAAAUCGCAUUUGUCUCCUUAACUCUUUUCAAUCAACUGCGAUCACCAAUGACUAUGAUCGCUUAUCUCAUACAGCUCACAGUACAAGCUCUUGUCGCAAAUAAACGUCUAAAAGAAUUCUUGGUGGCCGAAGAGCUUAACGAAAUGGCUAUUGAUCGAGCUCCUCAACGCAAAGAUGAAAAUGCUGAAAAAAAUGCGAUCGAAGUUCGAAAUGCGACGUUUGCUUGGGAAACAAAUGAUAUGAGUGCGCUCAACUCGAUGGUGACUGAAAUCAACUUGAAGGUGCCAACAGGCCGACUGUUAGCUGUAGUUGGGAAGGUGGGAUGUGGUAAAAGCAGCCUUCUGAAUGCCCUACUAGGUGAAAUGGAGAAACUUCGUGGGUAUGUUGGCGUACAUGGACGAUUAGCUUACGUCCCUCAACAACCGUGGAUUCGCAAUCUUACGCUUCGGGAGAAUAUCACAUUUGGGAAGAGAUUCGAUGAGAAAUUUUACAAUAGUGUGGUUCAUGCGUGCGCGUUAAGGCCUGAUAUUGCGAUAUUGCCACAGGGUGAUUCAACUGAAAUUGGUGAAAAGGGAAUCAACCUAUCUGGUGGACAGAAAGCGCGAGUCUCGCUGGCAAGAGCCGUCUAUCAGAAUUACGAUGUUUAUUUGCUGGAUGAUCCACUCUCUGCAGUUGACAGUCAUGUUGGGAAGCACAUCUUCAACAAGGCUAGUCACAUCGUUCUCGGUCCGCAUGGUUUGCUGAAGCAUAAAACGCGUAUCCUGGUAACACAUGGAAUGACCUAUAUAAAGGAAGCCGAUGAAAUCGCUGUAAUGAAUGGUUGGGUUUUGAUUCGCGGAAUAGAAUUUCGGGACGGCACUGUUUACACAUCACUAAAUGGUAAAAUUGCUGAGAUCGGCAAGUUCGAUACCUUGAUAGAAAACUGUGGAGAGUUUGCUGAAUUUAUGGAGGAAUGUCAAAGGGAGAAUGAAAGACAACAAAAAGAAGAGGAGGAACGAGCCAGAAAGAGAGCAGAACUGGAAGAACCUGUAGAGAACAAUCCAGGUCAAUGA
This is a messenger RNA of Anisakis simplex (herring worm), 1113 nucleotides long. The record is from the annotation of a GenBank genome assembly. NCBI's taxonomy places the organism in Eukaryota, Metazoa, Nematoda, Chromadorea, Rhabditida, Anisakidae.